UUCAUGAUAGGUAAUGCAAUAACUAUUUGUUAACAAAUGCAACCUUAAUGUAAGGUGUUACAGUUACAUCUGUAUCUAAAUAAUACAAUUGAUGACCCCUUCAAAGGGUACUUUCUCAGUGCAGCUUUUGUACCUUUUUUCUAUAAAAUAGAGACAGACACUUAUCCAAAACAGCUUUACAAUGCAUGCAUUAAGUCUUCUUAUAUCUGUAUGUGUUCUCUAUGAUUAAAUCCAUGACCUUUGCAUUGCUUAUGCAAUGUUCCACCAUCUGAGCUACAGAAACACAUGAACCACAUCAAUUAGUUUUAUGAUGGUACACUAGCAUAUUGUUAUUUAAUCCAAAUGUAUUAAAUACGAUCAAGAAGUCUUCUACUGUUACAUAAGCCCAUAGGCUUAGUCGCUCUUUCAAGACUAUGUAACUCCUGCCAUGAUAUAUUCCAGAAAAUCUCUCAACAUCAAAUUAAAAGACGGUUUAGCUAUAAUCACAGCUUUAUCCUCUGUAAUCCACAGCUGUGCUCAGUUGAGUUUAAAUAGCAGCCAGUGCAAUUACUAGACAGUUGGUUAAGAGCUUUCAAGGAGCGCUCGUCUCAAAGGUUUCUUCACAAAAUGGGCAAUGCAAAAAGUGGAGCCCUUUCCAAAGACAUUCUGGAAGAGCUAAAGAUGAACACCAAGUACACAGAGGAACAGCUUUAUGCUUGGUACCAGAAGUUCUUGAAGGAGUGCCCUACUGGUCGUAUCAGUCAAGAGCAGUUUGAACGUAUAUACGCCAGUUUCUUCCCGGAUGCAGACCCGAAGGCUUACGCUCAGCACGUUUUUAGGAGCUUUGAUGCCAACAGUGAUGGGACACUAGACUUUAAAGAGUACAUUGUUGCUCUGCAUCUGACAUCUUCAGGGAAGACCGUUGAGAAACUGGAGUGGGCAUUUGCUUUGUAUGAUGUAGACAGGAAUGGCACUAUUACAAAAAAUGAGAUUCAUGAAAUUGUGAAGUCAAUAUUCAACAUGAUCUCUAAAGAAGACAAGAAAAACCUUCCAGACGAUGAGAACACCCCAGAAAAACGAACAGAUAAAAUUUGGGCCUUUUUUGGGAAAAAAGAAAAUGGUAAAAUAACAGAGGGAGAGUUCAUUCAAGGAGUCAUGGAGAAUAAGAACAUCCUCAGACUGAUUCAGUUUGAUGAACCUUCAAAGGUCCAAGAAAGGCUCAAAGAGAAGAAGCAAAACGAUUUUUAA
This is a messenger RNA of Paramisgurnus dabryanus, 1227 nucleotides long. It is a transcript of the gene rcvrnb, whose product is annotated as recoverin b. The record is from RefSeq and is a predicted model, not a curated record. Gene Ontology annotation, molecular function: calcium ion binding. Lineage: Eukaryota; Metazoa; Chordata; Actinopteri; Cypriniformes; Cobitidae.